This is a messenger RNA of Papaver somniferum (opium poppy), 864 nucleotides long. RefSeq lists its product as uncharacterized. The transcript has a single exon. Lineage: Eukaryota; Viridiplantae; Streptophyta; Magnoliopsida; Ranunculales; Papaveraceae. The record is from RefSeq and is a predicted model, not a curated record. Gene Ontology annotation, molecular function: nucleic acid binding; RNA-DNA hybrid ribonuclease activity. Bases 1 to 864 code for a protein of 287 amino acids.
AUGAUUCAUACACUUUGGCAGUGCAAUUUCAGUGUGGAGAUUUGGUCUUGGCUUGGAUCUAUGUUUGGUUUUAAAAAUCCAAAUUCUUUUGAAGACAUCUGUGUAGCUGCAAAGCAUAAGAGCCCAAUCAUAAAAGAAAUAUGGAUGACUGCAGCCUGUGCAACAAUGAAAGAUCUGUGGUUUCAAAGGAAUAAACAGCUGUUUGAGGAAGUUCAGCCAAAUUGCAAUGCAUUCAAAUGUAGGAUAUACAAAGAAGUACAAGAAGGAAGCUACAGAAUGAAGGGCAAUCAAUGGAGUCAAGAAUAUGAUUUUCAAGUUUUGUCAUUCUUCAAAAUUGGUGAUAGAAAGAUUAGAUUUAACUGCAUCAAAGAAAUUUACUGGACAGCUCCUGCAACUGAAUUUACUCUGUAUUGUUGUGCUGGUGUAUCAUUUGGAGACCCAGGAAAAGCUGGUGUUGGAAUCAUUUCUAGAGACUGCAGAAGCCAGGUAAUUGGUACUCUUACAGGGGGUCUUGGUAUAGCUCCUACUUUCAUUGCAGAUGAAUUUGCUAUAUUAUGUGCUAUUGAAUGGGCUGCUCUUAAGGAAAGCACCAAGAUAAUUAUUCAGUCAAACUCAAUUGUUGCUAUUGAAAUGUUUAAAAUCGGUAAUAUACCCCGGUACAUCAAAGAAAGAUGGUUAAAAGUGAUUGAUAUGUUUGAGAAAGUGGAAUUGACACAUUGCAUAAAGGAAGUAAAUUUUUCAGCAAUCACCUUAGCAACCAAUGGAGUAUGCUUGAAGGCAGGAGAAAGGAAUAUUCACAUAGGAAGACCCUCUUCUCUAAAGAGGAUUGAACAACCAAGAGUAGCUUAUUUUUACUUAUGUUGA